ACACCGUCACUAUAUUGUUCGCCAACUUUCCUCAUACACCAUCAUCCCACCCAUUUCCAAUAUUCUCUGUUGUUCCCCUUUUGUCUAUUGAUUGUUAAUUUACCGGCCACACUUUCAGGCCAGGAGAGACAAAAACUAAUGGCACCCGGUCUUUUCGCGUGCUUUCGUAAACACUCUGCAACAUCAGACAUCAACAAAACAGAACAAACUUCGACAGAGGAGCUUACGGCGGAGGAGUUGAAGCGCGGGGGACCGGUGGUGGUGGAGUUAUUCUCGUCGCAGGGAUGCGCGACAUCGCCUGAGGCGGAGCUUUUGUUUUCGAGAUUAGGGAGGGGGGAUUUUAAUUUAGAGGUGCCGGUGGUGUUGUUGGCGUAUCAUGUGGAUUAUUGGGAUUUUAAUGGGUGGAAAGAUUUGUUUGGGUCGAGCCAGUGGACGGUUAGGCAGAAGAUGUAUGUGGAGUCGUUGAAUCUUGACACUAUGUUUACGCCUCAGGUGGUGGUUCAGGGGAGAUCGCAUUGUAUUGGAAAUGAUGAGGAUGCGAUGUUGGGUUGUAUCGCUGGCGCACCUAGAUACCCUCCGCCUGCGUUCCACGCAACAUUCCAGAGGCCUACACCAGAAUCUUUGCAAGUCACUCUAAAAGGAACACUAAGGGCCAAACUUGACGACCAAGGAGCUGAUGUCAUGGUGGCACUAUAUGAGAGCGGGCUCGUAACCGACUGCAAGAAUGGCGACAACAAAGGGCGAGUCAUAGCCAACGAUUUUGUGGUGAGAAAGCUUUCAAAGAUCUGGUCCCUCAAGAACCACCCUCCUAAGAAGACAUUAACCGGAACUAUAGAUUUUGGCUUAUGGGACGGUUUCAACAGCGUGAAAUGUGGGAUCGUUGUGUUCGUGCAGCAACAUGGUACACAUCAUAUAUUUGGUUCGCAGCGGAUUCAACUACCUGUAGAUCUUUAAGUCGAAUUUUCCUUCACGAGUUAAUUUGUUUGAUUUGGUCAUUGGUCACGCGUGUUUAAAUGUUUACGAAUUUUAUUGUGUAGUAGAUUUGGUAGACAAAUACAAUUUCUUAGAGUUUGAAAUUUGAUUUUUGAUGAUA
Molecule: messenger RNA, 1093 nt
Organism: Helianthus annuus (common sunflower)
Lineage: Eukaryota; Viridiplantae; Streptophyta; Magnoliopsida; Asterales; Asteraceae
Exons: 2
Coding region: 139-954 (271 amino acids)
Source: RefSeq, a predicted model, not a curated record